Messenger RNA from Vidua chalybeata, 1830 nucleotides. Its product is annotated as ras-related protein Rab-11A-like. The transcript is spliced from 5 exons. Gene Ontology annotation, molecular function: GTPase activity; GTP binding. The coding region runs from base 1 to 651 and encodes 216 amino acids. The record is from RefSeq and is a predicted model, not a curated record. Lineage: Eukaryota; Metazoa; Chordata; Aves; Passeriformes; Viduidae. Gene Ontology annotation, biological process: constitutive secretory pathway; regulated exocytosis. Gene Ontology annotation, cellular component: recycling endosome.
AUGCGGGGCAAGGACGAUGAGUACGAUUAUCUCUUCAAAGUUGUGCUCAUCGGGGACUCAGGGGUGGGGAAGAGCAACCUGCUCUCACGCUUCACCCGCAACGAGUUCAACCUGGAGAGCAAGAGUACCAUCGGGGUGGAGUUUGCCACGAGGAGCAUCCAGGUGGACAACAAGACGGUGAAGGCUCAGAUCUGGGACACAGCCGGGCAGGAGCGGUACCGGGCCAUCACCUCAGCCUACUACCGAGGGGCAGUGGGAGCUCUGCUGGUCUAUGACAUUGCCAAGUACCUGACGUAUGAGAACGCAGAGCGCUGGCUGAAGGAGCUGCAGGACCACGCUGAUGCCAACAUCGUCAUCAUGCUGGUGGGCAACAAGAGUGACCUGCGGCACCUGCGGGCUGUGCCCACCGAUGAGGCCAGGAGCUUCGCAGAGAAGAAUGGGCUGUCCUUCCUCGAGACGUCUGCGCUGGAUUCCACCAAUGUGGAGACAGCUUUCCACAACAUCCUCUCGGAGAUCUACCGCAUCGUGUCCCAGAGGCAGAUCGCGGGACAGCCGGAGUCGGAGUUUGGCCCCUCCACCAGCAUUGAACCCAUCCAGGUGCUGCCCACGCAGCAGGAGGGCCGGCAGGCGCCCUGCUGCCAGAACAUCUGAGCCCCUGGGGUGCCCCCACCUUGAUCCCCCCCAGCACCCAGCGCGUGGUGGCACCGUGUGUCUCACUCAGCCUGUGCCUCUGCCCUCCGCAGCUCUCCGAGCAGUGCACUGAGCUCUGGCUGCUUCUGUGUGGCACCAUCCUCCUGCCCAUGUGCUGCUCCGUGCCUGUGUUUAUGUAGGACCAACAAAACUCAGGGGGAGGCAAAGCACCAGGGUGUCUCCCCUCUCCCCCCAAGGCUGGGGGCAUGCCAUCCCAUGUCCCUGCUCCCUUUAGCCCUGCAGGCACAGUCGCUGGGUGGCACUGAGCAAGCCCGGACGUGGCGAGUCCCUGUUUGGUGACGCCCUGGGUGCAGCCCCGUGGGGUGGGUGUGGAGGGGGACACUGGGUGCACCCUUCUCCCGCCUGGUGAAACCAGCAGUGGUGUGGCUGGUUGUGCCCAGCCCUGUCCCUGCAGCACCGAGAGCUGGGAGUGCCUCUGGGUGCUGCUGGGGCCACCCAGGGAGGGGCGUGGGGGGGUUUUGUGUUGUGACCCCUUCCCUGUGGCAUGACCCCAGCAAAGAGAAAAGCUGUGACUCUGCCAUGGAAAGAGAUGGGAGCAGGGGCUGGGGGAGCCUUGGCCUUUGGGAAGCCCCGAGGAGGGGACAAGGGGGCACCAGGGAUUUGGGGGCUGAGGGCAGGGCUGAGGUGCCGAGGGUCCCUGUGCACAGCUCCCUGUGUGGGAGCCAGUGUCAGCUCUGGGGACCCCCUCAAGGUCCCCCUGGCAUAGCUUGGCCCUUCCCUGCUCGAGGUUUUGGCCACCGUGGCUGGCGGCUGCAUGGCCCAGCCCGGGGACUCGCCACUGCUGGAUGGAGUGCCCGCUGCUGCAGCAGGGUGACAGUGGCAUUGUCCCCUGCCUGGGGGACAGCGGCCACCCCCCAGCGUGGGCAUCACCCAGGAUGCUGGGCCAGGCUGCUGUCGGGGUGAUUGGCAGGUGUCAAUCAGUACUGGGAGCGUGGCCCCUGUCACGUGGGGUUUUUGGGGGGAAUCUCUUUCUCUCCACAGCUGCCCCCAGUCUCUGCAUCUCACUUGGUUGUGCCAGUAGGAUCUGGGCCACGGUUCCCCCUUGGGGCAUGAUUUGUCGAUGAAACGGAAAUUGAGGCAAAAUCCCCAAAUAAAGCUGCUGUUGAAGCCUUUUCUCUC